GACUAUAAAAGGCCCAUCAGCAGCAGCAGCACUUCAGUCUUUUCAGAGCUACUGCUGAGAACACACCACUGUCUUUAGACACCCAAGUAAGUUUGACCAAACCCUUUUUGUCACUCAAAUCAUGAACAGAAGAAACAUGUUGUGGUACGACUCACGUCUACACCCAGAAGAAAUGGAUUAUGAGUCAGACAUGGAAAAUGAUAUGUUUGAUGAAACAGAACAUACAUCCGUCUUUGAUGCUGAGGUAGAGUCUCUUCAGUAUGAGACUAAAUUACCUGCUGAACUUGAGUUCCCUGGAUCUGAGACGGUCGACUCUGAUUCUGAGACCAUGGUCCCUAGAUCUCAGAUGUUUCAGCGGGAAUUAGCUGGUUUUAAACGCCCAAGAAAGCCACAACAACCCCUUACUUUCGCUGAACUCAUCGACUUUAGUUGUUACGGUGAGUACAAAAAGUCAGAUCUACUGUCUACAAUUAAAGAGAUGGAGUCUGAGAUGCCAGAACAAACAUCUGUCUUUGAUGCUGAGAAAGAGUCUCUUCCUAAUGAGACUCAUUUAUCUGCUGAACUGGAAAUCUCUGGAUCUGAGACGGUUGUCCCUAGACCUCAGACGGUUCAGCAGGAAUUAGUUGAUUUUAAAAGCAGGCAAACUGAUGACGUUUUGAAACAAGGGGAUCAUUUGAAAGAAAAACUGCAGAAUACAAAUACUUGUUUCAAUCAGGAGAAGGAGAAGAGGCUUGCUGCAGAGAACCAGUGUGCGCUUUACAAGGAGCAAACUAAAGAGAUGGAGAACGGUUUGGUUCAACAGCAACACAAGCUGGUGGCUUUAGAAAAGCAGUUACAGGAGCAGAAAAACGUGAAUGAAGACUUACAAAAAAUCUGCUCAGAUCUAAAAGGUGAGACAGACGAGUCCCGUUUUUCUGGAGUCUCGAGAAACGAUCUGAUCGAGAACUUUGAAAAGCUGGAGGAACAACAUUUAGGCUUAGAAGCGAUGUUUAGCAGAGAAAAAGAUGAGAAAAUCAAUGCAGAAAAGAAGUUUCUUGACGAGUUGGAGAAUUUAAAGGAGCAGCUUUCAGAAAAGGACGUUUUCAUCAAAAAUCUGCAAACAGAUUUAGAUCAAGAACGUCGGUCCAGACUCGUUAGUGUCCAGGAGCAGAAGGACGCCCAGCAUAAAGUUAACGAGAACUAUAAGAAGGAAAUGAAAGAUCUUAAGAAAAGGAACGGUGACCUCUCUGAGAUGCUGGACAACGUUAAAACGGAUCUGAAGAACAGAGACAUGAAACUUCUGGAAGAGCGAAAAUCUUUUAGACAUCAGCUCAAACAGAAGAAGCUAAUCUGUGAAGAUUUAAACAAACGUUUGAACAAAGAAAACAAGCUCCGCCUGACCUGUGAGGAAGAACUCAAAAAAACUAAAGAUCAAAUGAGUUCAAUGAACGGAAAUCUCAAGAAGAAGAUCAACAACCUGAAACAGAACAACGUGGAGCUCAGUCAGACGCUGAGAAGUGGUCAGGCUGUAGAAACUAAAUCAGAACAGAUGUGUGAGGAUCUGCAGAAGUUUAAGCAGCUGCUCCAUGAAAAAAUGUCCAUCUGUGAAGAACUUAGCAGCAGUCUGGACAUGGAGAAGCAGCUCAGAGUUAGCUACGAGGCUCAGCUGGACUCUAACAGGGCGAUAGCCUGUGAGAACUCAGAUCUUAAAGAGCAGAUCAAAGAUCUGACUCAGAGCAUCUCUGAACUCAGCGUGGUCGUGGAAAACCUGACAGCUGAGAACGCUGCUUCUCACCAGGAGUUGGUUGAGCAGCAGGAGAGCAUCAAACAUCAACUCCAGGAUAAAUCUGUCGCCUGUGACCUUUUGAAACAAGUGGAUCAUUUGAAAGAAAAACUGCAGAAUACAAAUACUUGUUUCAAUCAGGAGAAGGAGAAGAGGCUUGCUGCAGAGAACCAGUGUGCGCUUUACAAGGAGCAAACUAAAGAGAUGGAGAACGGUUUGGUUCAGCAGCAACAAAAGCUGGUGGCUUUAGAAAAGCAGUUACAGGAGCAGAAAAACGUGAAUGAAGAUUUACAAAAAAUCUGCUCAGAUCUAAAAGGUGAGACAGACGAGUCUCGUUUUUCUGGAGUCUCGAGAAACGAUCUGAUCGAGAACUUUGAAAAACUGGAGGAACGACAUUUGGACUUAGAAGCGAUGUUUAGCAGAGAAAAAGAUGAGAAAAUCAGUGUAGAACAGAAGUUGACUGACAAGCUGGAGAAUUUAAAGGAGCAGCUUUCAGAAAAGGACGUUUUCAUCGAAAAUCUGCAAACAGAUUUAGAUCAAGAACGUCGGUCCAGACUCGUUAGUGUCCAGGAGCAGAAGGACGCCCAGCAUAAAGUUAACGAGAACUAUAAGAAGGAAAUGAAAGAUCUUAAGAAAAGGAACGGUGACCUCUCUGAGAUGCUGGACAACGUUAAAACGGAUCUGAAGAACAGAGACAUGAAACUUCUGGAAGAGCGAAAAACUUUUAGGCAUCAGCUCAAACAGAAGAAUGAAAUCUGUGAAGAUUUAGAGAAACGUUUGAACAAAGAAAACGAGCUCCGCCUGACCUGUGAGGAAGAACUCAAAAAAACUAAAGAUCAAAUGAGUUCAGUGAACGGAAAUCUCAAGAAGGAGAUCAACGACCUGAAACAGAAGAACUUGGAGCUCAGUCAGAUGCUGAGAAGGUGUCAGGCUGUAGAAACUAAAUCAGAACAGAUGUGUAAGAAUCUGCAGAAGUUUAAGCAGCUGCUCCAUGAAAAAAUGUCCAUCUGUGAAGAACUUAGCAGCAGUCUGGACAUGGAGAAGCAGCUCAGAGUUAGCUACGAGGCUCAGCUGGACUCUAACAGGGCGAUAGCCUGUGAGAACUCAGAUCUUAAAGAGCAGAUCAAAGAUCUGACACAGAGCAACUCCGAACUCAGAGUGGUCGUGGAAAACCUGACCUCUGAGAACGCUGCUUCUCACAAGGAGUUGGCUGAACAGCUGGAGAGAGUCAAACAUCAACUCCAGGAUAAAUCUGUCAUCUGUGAAAACCUGGAAACAGGUUUCACCAUCGAACAGAAGCUCAAACUCCAGCUUUCCCAGCAACUCCAGGAAACAUCUGGCCUGUGUGAGAGCCUGGAAAACCAGCUUAGAGGCGAGCAGAAGAUCAGACUUGGUUUGGAGACUGAGCUUGCCCAAAACAGAGACGUGGUCAGUGCAAGUCAUGAAGAUUUGAUGGCCAAACCAGAACAGAUGGAGGAAAAAGAAUCGAAACUCUGUAAAGUCGUCAUUAACCUCCAGUUAGAUCUGUUUAGAAGAAAAAAGCAGCAUGAGGAAGAGUUGGGAAUCCUGAAGGAACAAGCCUCUAAACUCGAGUCACUGACCACAAAUCUGGAAAGUCAAAAUCAGAUCUUAAAACAAAAGACUGAAUGUUUUAACCCAGAUCAGCAAACAGAUGCGAUCAGUGAGCAGAACGUGGACGCUGCAGAAGGAAACAAGAGUGUUCCUGCUGAAAACGACUCUCCAGCAGAAAGCCUCGAGUCCCAGAGAGACGCUCCACACUCAGACACAAAAAAACUGGAUAAAGUUUCUGUGUGGAGGCGUUUCAAGAAAGCUGUAACACCGGGAUGUCUCCGUCAGUACAAAAACAGACAACCUAGCAACUAACCUCCCUCCUAACUAAUCAGAAAAGGCUAAUUAGAAGACAUCCUAUCGGGCAGCACUAUCCAGGAUGAAUCUGAGAAGUUAAACCAGCCACUGCCUCCCCAAAGACCCUGUUUAGAUAAAAAAAAAGAUAAAUAAACAAGCCCCCCCAACACACACAGAAGGAAAAAAACGGGGCAUCAUGGUGGUACAGUGGCUAGCACUGUUGCCUCACAGAAAGGUCACUGGUUCAAAUCGGAUCAGCUUCCUUUCUGCGUGGAGUUAGCAUGUUCUCCCCAUGAAUGCGUGGGUUUUCUCCCGGUGCUCGGGUUCCCCCCACAUGCCAAAAACACACCAAAAACACGCUUAGGUCAAUCGCUGACUAAAUUAUCCCUAGCUGUAAGUGAGUCACUGUGAUGGACAAGACCUUCUUGCUCAGUAGGAGGGACUGCUGUAAAAUCACUGAUACAAGUCAGUGACUCGAUGAGAUCUGCUGGGUUUCCUUAGAUAGGAAAAUUAUAACUAAUUAGAAUAAUGAAGUGAACUCAGGACACGGUUUAAUAUGAAAGGUUCAACUGCAGUGUUUGCUUUUUGAGAUGACUGCUGUUUACCUUGGUGCUACAUAAAUAAACUUAACUGAGUAACUAACCUGAGAAUAGCAGCUACAGCUUCCCCCAAAACCCUUAAAGAGAAAUCAGCCCUUGUCAUGGACGUCACUAGGAUUGAGAGAUGGGAGGGCUUAGCCCCAGGAGCUUGACCUUGAACAUUUUUUGUCACACCCUGCAAAAACUUUGUCAAUUAAUUCAUUAUCUGAAGAACAUUUAACAAAACCUAUUAUUUCAUCACUUUCUUUUCCUUUCAUACUUUUGUGCAUUUUCUCUCUUCUUUUUAUAAAAAAAUAACACUUACUCAGUUCAUUAGUGGGGUCUAUGUUGAAGAAAGAUUUUAUAUAAGCCCAUUAAAAAUUAGAUAUGUUAUAUUUCCAAAUAAAGCUAUUCAUUUCAGUCUACUGCACUUAACAGGGGGAAAUGUUGCAGUCAUUUGUUUAAUUUGUUUAAUUACAACUUGCUUAAUUAUAAAUGUUACUGAAAUAUGACAAAGAACAAAUGAAUAAUUGUCAAACUUUUAUUAUGCCAAAUGAGUGUGCAGUUGACAGUUUUAAUAUAUGAAUAACACUGAUAUGAUAUGGAAUAAAGGAGUAUGCAAUUAACAAUUACAAGAAAAAAUAGCAGUGUAUAUAAAAAUUAGGGCUGGGACUUGAUUACAAAUUUUAAUCUAGUUAAUUUGAGGCUUUGUAAUUAAUUAAUCUAAAUUAAGUGCAUUUUAAUCGUUCAGGAAAAUGUGCUUUCAAAACAAAACUUAAUUAAAAUUAUGAAACAGAGAAUUAAACAUUAGACAUAGUUAUUACUGUAAAACUAAAGCUUUUAAUAAAAAAUGCAUUUUAAUUAAUCAAAUGUCACUGUGUGAUAUUAAACAAGACCCAAAUCAACAAAAAUUUAUAAUUACAAAUAGAAAACGCCUGCAAAGGGUUC
Nothobranchius furzeri (turquoise killifish) is the source of this 5154-nucleotide messenger RNA. The record is from RefSeq and is a predicted model, not a curated record. NCBI's taxonomy places the organism in Eukaryota, Metazoa, Chordata, Actinopteri, Cyprinodontiformes, Nothobranchiidae.